ACUUAUUUCUGAGGUCAAGAUGAGGUAGCCUUCCAAAAACACGGGAGGGGUCUCGUCCUCAGUCCUGCGUUGUCAUCAAAGCCGUGUUAAGAAUAAUGGCCACCAGACGUGCUCAUCUUGAAGAUGACCUCUCCUGUCCAAUUUGUGGGCAUAUUCUUAGUCAGCCUGUGGUGUUGACUUGCAGGCAUAGAUUCUGUAAAUCCUGUCUGAAUGACAGCUGGGAGGCACAAGGCAGUGGGGAUUCACACUACUGUCCUCUGUGCUGGCGCCGUUCCUCCAUGGAUCAGAUAGUGGUGAACACCGUGCUGGAGAAGUCCUGUGAGUCCUUCAAGAAGGACAGGAGCAAAAAUGACCCAGAGGCUUGUAAGGAGCAUGGAGAGAAGCUUAGUCUGUUCUGUUUGGAGGAUUUGGAGCCAAUCUGUGAAGUGUGUGGGAAAGCAGCCGCACACAAAGGACACAAGCUCUACCCCAUUGGGGAAGGUGCCCUAGACUGUAAGGAGGAACUGAGGAGUGCACUGCUGCCUUUUAAAGAGAAGUUGCAGCUGUACAAGAAGGCAACAAUUGCCUGUGAAGAAAUGGCAGAACAUGUCAAGAGCCAAGCUGAACACACUGAAACACAGAUCAAAGAGGAGUUUGAGGCCCUUCACAAUUUCCUGAAAGAGCAGGAGGCUGCCAGACUUUCUGCUUUAAAGGCCGAACAGGAGGAGAAGGAUCUGAUGAUAACCCAGAGGAUUGAGGAGAUGAGCAACGAAAUGACAUCCAUCUCCAACAUCAUCAGACUAGUGGAGCAGGAGAUGAACUCAAAAGAUAUCCCAUUUCUUAAGAAUUACAAGGAGACAAUAAGGAGAACCUGGCGAACUUCCCUUGAACCACAAAUGAUUUCUAAUGCUUUGAUCGAUGUGGCCAAACACCUUGGCUCUCUAAAGCACAAAGUGUGGGAGAAGAUGAAGAGUAUAAUUAAAUAUACUCCUGUGAUUCUGGAUCCAAACACAGCCGCUAGCUGCUUCAUCAUUUCAGAAGAUCUCACUGUGGUGCACAACAGUUCCCAGAUUUUCAAGCUGCCAGACAACCCAGAGCGCUUUGAUAUCAGUGCUGAGUUACUGGCGUCAGAGGGAUAUACUUCUGGACGCCACAGCUGGGAUGUGGAGGUAAAGGACAACACUUACUGGGUGGUGGGAAUAGCGAGUGAUUCCAUCAACAGGAAGGGAAAGCAUGUGCUGACACCAGCGGAGGGAUUUUGGACUAUAAGGUUUCGCAACGACGAGCAUAAGGCCUGCACUGCACCAUGGGAGCCGCUGAACAUGACUAAGAAGCCUGAUGUCAUAAGAAUAGUUUUGGACAUGGACAGAGGCAAGGUGACCUUCUAUGACCCGGAUGAGAGAAAACCUUUGUACACCUUCACAGGUAUCGUCACACCCAAAGCCUUUCCUUACUUCUGCACUGCCUGCAAAGAGUAUCCACUGAAAAUCCUCCCUACAAGGAUAUUUAUGUCAAAGGACAACUGAUUCACAAUUAAUGCCUAUUGUCUAAAUGUGUCUGUAAAACCAGCAACUGCUCAUGCUUGCAUAUGUUAUUGUUAGUCAUGAAAGAGACAACUGUGAGGAGAUAGAGCAUUAAUUUCCAAGAAGUUUUUCCUGUUCUCAUAAAUGAAGAUCCACAAAUAUAUGUUUUAAAAUAUUUAAUUUGAGUUAAAAGAAAUCUGAGAUCAGGAAUUGUAAAUACCCUUACAUAAACUAAAUAUCACAACCUGAACGUGAUUUAAUUUUAUUACAGAAAAAUAACAGUCACUAUGUUUGACUCAGCUUUGCAUGACACAAAAUCACAACUUCCACAUUCUGUUGAGCUUGUUCCAAAAAGAAAAACAUUUUUAGCUUCAUGUAAGGCACAUAUAGCAACAGCUUUUUGUGUAUCUGAAAAACCUGGAUCAUUUCUAGUCACAGGCUCAGAUAUGAUUAGUUUUAGAUUGUAUUAAAAAGACUCUAUGGUUAGUGUUUGACCUAACAGCCACAUGUUUUGCAUGGUAUAAUCUGGUCCUGUACUGCCACAGUCAAAAACAGCAGUAACUCCUUAACUUCACACUCAAGUAUUGCUUAAAUCUAUAAAGAAUAUUCUUGCAGCAUAUUUCAUACAUGGGUUAAACCCUGUAACAGUUGUCUUGAUACUGUCCCUUGCUGUCCUAACCAACUUUUUGUAACAUGUAUGCAAUUUAAAAUGGGUUGUAAAAGAAACCCACCUGAUGUGUGGUGAUGCUCAAAGGCUUUUUGAGGUGUUCAUUUAACAGUUAAAAAAGAAGUUAUUAAAAGAAGCCUUCACGUUA
Molecule: messenger RNA, 2317 nt
Organism: Cheilinus undulatus (humphead wrasse)
Lineage: Eukaryota; Metazoa; Chordata; Actinopteri; Labriformes; Labridae
Gene: trim35-13
Product: tripartite motif containing 35-13
Exons: 6
Coding region: 96-1505 (469 amino acids)
Molecular function (GO): protein binding; zinc ion binding
Source: RefSeq, a predicted model, not a curated record